AUGACUGCAAAUAGAUCAUCCAAUGUCAUGACAUUGUUCUUGUUGAGGCAUGGGCAAAGUGAAUUGAAUCAUGAGAACAUAUUCUGUGGGUGGAUUGACGCUAAGCUGACUGAUAAAGGUAAAGAACAAGCUCGUCAUUCCGCCGAGCUAAUCAAGCAAUAUUGUAAAGCGAAUAAUUUGAAAUUACCCCAGAUUGGUUAUACUUCACGUUUAAUAAGAACUCAACAGACUAUAGAAACGAUGUGCGAAGAAUUCAAGUUAAAGCCACAACUACAGAUUGUUUACGACUUCAAUAAAAUUAAACUUGGGGACGAAUUUGGCAGUGACAAGAAGGAUAAUAUGAAAAUCCCGAUUCUUCAAACCUGGAGGUUGAACGAACGUCAUUAUGGCUCCUGGCAGGGCCAGAGGAAGCCAAAUGUCUUAGAAGAAUAUGGUAAGGAUAAGUACAUGUUCAUUAGAAGAGAUUAUGAAGGUAAGCCACCACCUGUAGACCUUGACCGUGAAAUGAUUCAACAAGAAAACGAGAAGGGCUCUUCCACUGGAUACGAAUUCAAGGAACCAAACAGGCAAAUAAAAUAUGAGUUAGAAUGUAGCAAUCACGAAAUUGUGUUACCGGAUUCUGAAUCCCUUCGUGAGGUGGUUUAUAGAUUGAACCCCUUUCUACAAAAUGUCAUACUAAAAUUAGCCAAUCAAUAUGAUGAAUCUUCGUGCCUAAUUGUGGGCCAUGGAAGCUCAGUGAGAUCGCUAUUGAAGAUUCUGGAAGGUAUAUCGGAUGAUGACAUCAAGAAUGUUGAUAUUCCAAACGGCAUUCCCUUGGUUGUUGAAUUGGAUAAGAAUGAUGGUCUCAAGUUCAUCAGGAAGUUUUAUCUGGAUCCUGAAUCUGCUAAGAUCAAUGCUGAGAAAGUUCGUAACGAGGGUUUCGUAAAAAACCCCUAA
This is a messenger RNA of Saccharomyces paradoxus, 936 nucleotides long. RefSeq names its product phosphoglycerate mutase family protein GPM2 (gene GPM2). Gene Ontology annotation, biological process: glycolytic process. NCBI's taxonomy places the organism in Eukaryota, Fungi, Ascomycota, Saccharomycetes, Saccharomycetales, Saccharomycetaceae. The record is from RefSeq and is a predicted model, not a curated record. The transcript has a single exon. Gene Ontology annotation, molecular function: intramolecular phosphotransferase activity. The coding region runs from base 1 to 936 and encodes 311 amino acids.